Messenger RNA from Trichoderma virens Gv29-8, 1101 nucleotides. RefSeq lists its product as uncharacterized. The transcript is spliced from 2 exons. The coding region runs from base 1 to 1101 and encodes 366 amino acids. NCBI's taxonomy places the organism in Eukaryota, Fungi, Ascomycota, Sordariomycetes, Hypocreales, Hypocreaceae. The record is from RefSeq and is a predicted model, not a curated record. Gene Ontology annotation, biological process: C-terminal protein methylation. Gene Ontology annotation, molecular function: protein C-terminal leucine carboxyl O-methyltransferase activity.
AUGUCAGCGCCAUCCAUCCCCAAUCUUCUCUCUCUCCGGGCCAGAGGCGGUCGGGGCCGAAGCCGAGGCCGGGGGCAAGGACGCGGAGGCUUUGGAACCGGCUCCGAAACUGCUGCUUCUCGAGGCCAGGCCCAUGAUGCCGUCAUCCAGGGAACCGAUACCGAUGCCGCCGUGUCGAGAUUGAGCGCCGUCGAUGUGGGCUAUCUGAGCGACCCGUACGCGCGGUAUUUUGUAUCUGCUCUCGAUGGUCCACCAGCAAGACGGUUUCCCAUCAUCAACAGAGGAACAUACACACGCACAACAGCUAUAGAUAACCUGGUUCACUCGUUCCUUGCAGGGGCUGACGGGGAAGAGCAAAAGGGAGGAGUCACGAGGCAGAUAGUAUCCCUAGGUGCCGGCACCGAUACUAGGCCUUUCCGCCUCUUUAGUCAACAGGGCCAUCCACAGCUAGUCUACCAUGAGAUUGACUUCUCAGUAACAAGCACCAAAAAGCUCAAGACGGUUGAAGCAGUGCCACCUUUGGCCAGCAUCUUGACGAAUCGAUCAACAGGAGACACGGGUGGCUGGUCAAGCCAGCCAUUGAAUGGGGAGUAUUUCUGCCAUGGGAUAGAUAUCCGCCGCCUAUCACCUGCAGCCACCGAAAUUCUACCUGGCCUUCGCACCGACGUCCCUACCCUCAUCUUAUCAGAAUGCUGUCUCUGCUAUCUCUCUCAAGAGGAAUCAGAGGGCGUGCUUGAGUAUUUCUCUUCCCGAAUCCCCAACAUCUCCGUCGUCAUCUACGAGCCGGUUCACCUAGGAGAUCCCUUUAGUGAUACCAUGGUGUCAAACCUGGCAGCGCGGAAUAUUCACAUGCCCAGCCUCGAUCGCCGCAGAGACGAAGGAGACCAAGCAGCUCGGUUCAAACAAAUAGGGUUUGAGACCACCCGUCAAUUGAGUAUCGAUCGCCUGUGGAGCAAGUGGGUAAGCGCCGAAGAGAAGGAGAGAGUUGACAGGCUUGAAGGACUCGACGAAAUCGAGGAAUGGCAAUUACUUGCCGGGCACUACGUUGUUGUAUGGAGUUUUAGGGGAGACGGGUUCGAGGGGUGGAGAGGCAUUGAAUAA